AUGGCUGGGUCCCGUAGGAGUCCGGUGUUGAGAGAGCAGUGGAGAACCACCGGCGACACUAGAGACCAGAGAGAUCGGGAACGGCACAGACCUCGAGGUUCACACCGCGACAGGGGAGGAAAGCACGGAAAUCGUGACAGAGACCGCCGUCGUCGACCUAAGGACGGUAGACCAGGUCCUCCAUUUCGGUCGCCGCCACCACGCUCGUUUCCUCACCCCGACGACGACGAGCGUCGCCCCCCUCGUGAUUUUUCUCCUGGUGCCGCUUCCGCUCGUGGCUCCCCUGGUCCCUCUCACUCCGAAAUAAAACACGGCCAAAAACCAGCCUUUCAUCGUUCGCCUCACCAGGCUGAGUUCCCAGACCUGGAUCCCAUCCGCCCUCGGGAGGCCGAGAGACCGACCGAAAGAGAUUGUCGAAGAGAGGACUCGCCCUCGGCACCGCCUCCAAAACGCAAGAGAACUCGAAGCCCGUCCCCAGGUGGCCCUCCUCGUCAUCCCAGCCACCCGUCGCAUCGCUAUCCCGGUGACGACUUUGACCGAGGCUUCCCAUUCAAGAAGCGUGGACGUUUCCCGGGUCGCGGUAGAUCUGGUCGAAGAUCUCCACGACGGGGUAGAGAGCGGCGUAAAAACGAAGGUGGACGACGGCCCUCCUCCCCUCGUCCCAGACGCUCUAAGUCCCCCGUUCGUGGAGGCAAGUCUUUCAAUCCCCGCCGGCGUUUCCAUAGUCCUCGUCCUGAAGACGACGUCGAGGAAGAGUCUCGAUAUCGAUCCGUAUCGCGCCAUUCCGUUCAGUCCGGCGAUUCGAGAUUUUCUUACGGUUCUCGACGCGACUCCGUCACCAUGAACCCAAGCAGACCGGCCCGUUCAAUGACGGGCGAUUCUUUCCGGUCUCCUUCCCCAUCUCGCCCGGUUCCAAGCUUUAAUGCUGAUUAUGCUCCUGCUCCCGCGGAGGGCGAUACAUCGCGUGGAUCGCACGGAAGGCGGCCAUCAGAUGCACAGGGCGGCCAGAAUUCCCGCCCAUCUAGACCACAUGCUGACUCGAGACAAUACUCGGCGUCGCCGCAGUAUGUGACGCCUACCACCUCAUAUCACGGUUCUCCCCAACCCACAUCCCCCUACUCUGCCGGUCGGGGUGGCUGGAAUGGUCCGCAGCGUUCAUACCAUGGGCAGCCAGGUCAUACAUCACCGUACAGAUACGCCCCGACUGGUCCCCAAAGCCAGUAUCAUCAAAAUUCCAACUCGUACAAUUCUGGCCCGUCCUACCGUGGAGGAUACCGUGGUAACCAUCACAACCACGCUGGCGACCGUCGAUUUUCCGGGGCUGGUCAUUCAAAUUACGGAAAUGGUCCUUCCCCACGUGGUCGGGGCCAUUUUGGGAGCUUUUCACGAGGCGGUUCAAAUGCUAGGGGUCGAGGAUCCUCUCAUAGCCCUCGUGCGGCGUAUGGCCCGCCAUCACAAAGUCCACCUCCUCCCCCUCCAUCAGAUGGUCAAACUCCCAGGGACACGAACGAGACCAGUAAUGUAUUUGAGCCUUCAAGGAAUAAUAUGCAGCCAGAAAAUGAAAACUCGAACAACGUUUCCGAGACCGGUGAUGCGCAGCCGCCACCCCCCAUUACACAUCCUACGGACACCACAACGCCGAGCAAAGGAGGCAAGAUCAGCUUUGCGUUCAAAGCAAAGACUACACAAGCACCAGCUCCCAAACCAGUCCCUGACCUGGCUCAGAGAAUGCUCGCACGAGAGCCUCCCCCUCGAGCUGCUGAACCACCUCCGCCUCGCAAUCGAAUGUCCGCUGCUCCUCCGCCGAGGUUCAAGCCGGAAUCGAGAUUUGACCGCCGUGAUCGGGACCGGGACCGCCAUCGCGAAAGAGACCGAGAUAGGGGUAGGCCGGAUCGACGAGAGUAUCGCGAACCUCGCGGCUUCCGUGAACCUCGAGAUGGGCGUGACAACCGGAGGGAUGAUCGUCGUUUCGAUAAUCGUAACGAGCGGAGACGAGGAGACCGACGACAAGACUUCCGCCCUGAACGUCGGCGAGAUCGUACCCCCGAGCCGAAGAAGCAACCCAAGAUCAUGACUCGAAUGAAGCCACGCCCUAGUCUGCCCGAAGAAUUCGCUAAAUCCGAUUCAGUCUAUCACCGAAAGCCUGGUAAUGAGUCUGUUAUCGGUGCUGGUACUUACGGAAAGGUCUUCAAGGCUAUCCAUGUCUAUACUCAGAACAAGGUGGCAUUGAAAAAGAUCCGAAUGGAGGGCGAAAAGGACGGCUUCCCCGUCACCGCCGUUCGAGAGAUCAAAUUACUUCAACACCUACGCAAUUAUAAUGUGGUCAGUCUGUUGGAGGUGAUGGUAGAGCGGAAUGAAUGCUUCAUGGUGUUCGAAUACCUCUCUCAUGAUCUUACCGGACUUAUCAACCACCCAACUUUUACACUUACCCCCAGUCACAAGAAGGACCUUGCGAAACAGAUGUUCGAAGGGUUAAACUAUCUCCACCAUCGCGGCGUUUUACAUCGUGACAUCAAGGCGGCCAACAUUCUCAUCAGUAAUCGAGGACUGUUGAAGUAUGCCGACUUCGGUCUCGCUAGAUUCUUCUCGAAAAGCCGCCAACUGGAUUACACGAACCGUGUCAUCACCAUAUGGUACCGGCCGCCGGAGCUUCUGUUGGGUGAGACUAGGUACGGGCCAGCGGUCGAUGUCUGGAGUGCAGCCUGCGUCUAUGUGGAAAUGUUCACGAAAAAGGCGGUUUUCCCCGGAGAAGGAGGUGAAAUCAGUCAGCUCGAAAAGCUGUACAAUUCGUUGGGAACCCCGACGCGGGUCGACUGGCCGGACAUUGCCGAGAUGCCUUGGUUUGAACUGAUGCGGCCGACGGAGCGCAAAAAGCGUGUCUUCGAAGAGGUAUAUGGUUCGGUCUUGUCCCCGGCGGCUCUCGACUUGGUGUCUCAGGUUUUCCGCUACGAUCCUGCCAAGCGACCAACGGCGGAGGAGAUCUUGCAACACCCUUACUUUGUCUCCGAGGAGCCCGCCCCGCAGCAGGCCAUCGACUUGGAGAACAUCGAAGGCGACUGGCAUGAAUUCGAAUCGAAAGCCUUGCGCAAAGAGAAAGACCGAGAAGCUCGUCGCGCUGAGUACCAGAAAGACAAGGAGAAACGGAAAGGCGCCCCGUCGGUUCCUCAGAGCGAACGAGAUCCUAAGCGCGUCAAGUCCGAUGCCGCCGAGCUGUGA
This is a messenger RNA of Aspergillus melleus, 3216 nucleotides long. It is a transcript of the gene LSK1, whose product is annotated as putative protein kinase. Gene Ontology annotation, cellular component: cyclin/CDK positive transcription elongation factor complex; nucleus. The transcript is spliced from 3 exons. Bases 1 to 3216 code for a protein of 1071 amino acids. The record is from RefSeq and is a predicted model, not a curated record. Gene Ontology annotation, molecular function: cyclin binding; RNA polymerase II CTD heptapeptide repeat kinase activity; ATP binding. Gene Ontology annotation, biological process: transcription elongation by RNA polymerase II; positive regulation of transcription elongation by RNA polymerase II; protein phosphorylation. NCBI's taxonomy places the organism in Eukaryota, Fungi, Ascomycota, Eurotiomycetes, Eurotiales, Aspergillaceae.